Messenger RNA from Coturnix japonica (Japanese quail), 3969 nucleotides. RefSeq names its product kelch like family member 23 (gene KLHL23). Lineage: Eukaryota; Metazoa; Chordata; Aves; Galliformes; Phasianidae. The record is from RefSeq and is a predicted model, not a curated record. Gene Ontology annotation, molecular function: protein binding.
UUUUCACUUCCACUUAUAUUUGUUAUUCUUUUAGCCUUAGGAACCUCAUGUUCUAGUUUGUUCUGUUGCUGAUUCCUUGAGCAAGAAAUUAAUCCUCACACUGAAAGAGAUUUUUUGGUUGUUUUUAAGAGUAGAGAAGCAGGAGAUGAGAAGAGAUGAAGCAACUAAUUGAAAAGAUUUGCAAUUAUGAUCCAAUCGCUUCAAGCAGAGUGUAAAGCUGAUGCUAUUUUCCAGGCAAAGUGCAUGUUGGAGACAGAAAGAACUUCUCCAUUCCGGUAGAAGUAGCCAUUAAGCAUUUAAUGAGGUCUUCCCCCUCUGCCCUCCCCACUCCCAUCUUGAUAAGAGAGAUCACUUUUCUGAAGCACCACAGUUAUCAAACUUUUCUACUUUUGAGUAUAAGGGGAGAGUAUCUCCAGAUUGUGCGCUCAGCUUCAGCUGGUAGCAGCCAAAAGAGGCAAGGAGAGAGCAUAGUAGGUCCCUGAAGGGGCACUGGUUCAGUGUUGGUUGUUGCUGAUCUGAAUGCUGGGUGCUUAAAGAAUGUGCUACAUGGGAGUAACGUGUCAAGAUUCUGGGGAAGUGUGGUGGCUUAGAUUUUAUAAAACAUGUAAUGGGAGGUUCUUAUGUAUAUGGAAAUUUUCUGUAUGGUAACAGGCCUGCUACCAUACACCAGCUAACAUGGGGAGUACUGAGCUGAAAUCCUAUGCCCUGACCUUAUAUGCUAGGAGGCUGGCCAAGAGCUGGGAGAAGUUCCUACUUAUCCGUAGGCAGCUGAUGAAAUGGAAAGUGAAAAGCAGCAGCAAAACAAAGUUGUUGGCAUGGGGAUGUAUAAACAGAAUCAGGACCCUACAUGGGAAUGCUCCAGAGAAAGAAGGGGAGUAAGCAGUGUAGCUGUGGGACAGCUGCUGGUGAGAGCAACUGGGCUGCAGUAAUUUCUGGGCAGCACCGCACCACAUAACUCUGAUUUCUUGGGCUGACAAUACAAUGAAAGUGGCAGGAAAAAAAGUGAAGAAAAAGAUAUGUGAAGAAUUUGCUAGGUAUUUUUGGAUCAGCUUGUUCACGUCUUGUGCUGUUACGUAAAGGCCAAUGGAAAGCGUGAGUCCUAUUGCACUGUCUGUGUGUGAGGAGAGGUGGCGUGGGAUGUCCAUAUACAUCUUCCCACUCAGAUUUCUUUUUUAAUUCGUGCUUCAUGGGAACUAGGGAGAAAGUACAACCGGUAAUUAAAAGAAAAAAGAAGAAGGAAAAAAAAAAAAAGAUAAUUAAUCUGUGCAGAGCAGGAGCUCUCCUAAUUUCUCCUUUUAGGGUGUGCAGGCACUUAGCUAAACCUAACAUACCCUCUUCCCUUUUGUGAAGGAGUCCGGGACAGCUCGUUCAGCCCAGGAGGGCGCUGGCGAGGCAGGCAGAGCCCGGCUGUGGGUCCAAAGAUCUGAAUCCCGCCGGGGGGGGGAGUACAGCCGCUUCAAUCCCGCUGUGUGCUUCGCUUACACGUAGGGAUCCCUGCCUCUCUAGGAAAUGUGCCAGCAGAGAAGAAAAACUGUGAACCUCAUUUUCAGAAGUAGUAAUAGCCAUAUAAACUUCCUGAGCAAUUUGACUGUAAGUUAUAGUGAGCACAGUCUUACAGUGCAUUAGCCAGUCCAGUUUGUGACUGUCACUUAUGCUCUGCAAACACUCAGGUGUCUGAGGAGGGCUCAGCCCUCCCCCUCCUUAUCUCCCCUUUAUGGGAUCCCUUCUCCACGCUGCUCCUCGCAGGCUGUUAGAGGCACUCUCUGGCUUUGUUGUGUGGCCGUGUGCCACACCAGCUUGGUGACGCUCCCGGAGCAUCUGUCCCUAAUAGGGCUGACAGCCGCGGGGCCGUAUGUCAUCGCUGCCAUAAGCCUUCCCCCCUCUCCCUGGGGGCUGGGGAGCUCCGGGGGCAGCGGCCGCAGCCACUCGGGCCGGCGUCUCCCCGCCCUGCAGCCGGGGGCUGCUGACCCUGUUAGAGGGGCCCCCACCGGGUGAGUACCAGGGCUACGGGUGGCUUUGUGCAGUGUGACGAUGGCCCUGCCUGGGCAGGAGGACUACGUGUUCGCCUACCGCGACUCAUCGCACCCCGCUUGCCUGCUGGACGCGUUCCGGGCGUUCUACUUGGACGGGCUAUUCACUGACAUCGCGCUUCAGGCCGCCUCGGGGGUCCUGCUGCAUUGCCACAGAGCCGUCCUGGCGGCUUGCAGCAGUUAUUUCAGAGCCAUGUUCACAGCCGAUAUGAAAGAGAAAUCUAAAAACCAGAUCAGGCUUCCUGAGCUCAGCCACGCCGUGCUGGAAGCUCUCGUGAAUUAUGCGUAUACCUCCCAGAUCCAAAUAACAAAGAGAAACGUGCAAAGCCUGCUGCAGGCGGCUGAUCACCUCCAGUUUGUCUCAGUCAAGAGAGCUUGUGAGCAGUUUCUGGUCAGGCACCUGGAUGCUGACAACUGCCUUGGGAUGCAUGCCUUUGCUGAGCACCACAAUUGCCUGGAACUGGAAAAGGAGUCCCGAAGGAUGUUGCUGUGGCAGUUUGAAGAAGUGUGGAAGCAGGAGGAGUUCCUAGAUGUUAGCAAGGAGAAGCUGGCUUUCAUCCUCUCCAGAGAGAACCUCAAUGUAUGGAAAGAAGAAGCAGCUGUCGGAGCUAUUGUUAGGUGGGUUGCACACAAUGUAGAGGAAAGAAUUGAAGACAUCUAUGAACUGCUGAGCUGCAUUAAACUAGACCUAGAUAACAUGUUUUUGAGGUCAGCUUUAAGCCUGCAAAAAAGAUGUCGACUUAAUGAUAAUAAGAUAAGGUCCCUUGUGUACAGUGCCCUCAACCCCAGUCCCAAAGGCCUUUCCAAAAGACCAACGGCCACCAUGUGUGUGGUUGGAGGAUAUUAUUGGCAUCCCUUAUCAGAAGUGCAUGUUUGGGAUCCUUUAACUAAUACGUGGCUCCAGGGAGCAGAAAUGCCAGAUCAUACCCGGGAGAGCUAUGGGGUCACAAGCCUGGGGCCAGACAUAUAUGUGACAGGAGGCUACAGAACAGAGAACAUCGAAGCCCUGGAUACUGUGUGGAUAUAUAACAGUGAGCGGGAUGAGUGGGCAGAGGGCUGCCCCAUGCUUGAUGCGAGGUACUACCACUGUGCAGUGUCCCUGAGCGGCUGCAUCUAUGCACUGGGCGGCUACCGGAAGGGAGCUCCAGUGCAAGAAGCUGAGUUCUAUGAUCCUUUGAAAAAGAAAUGGGUUCCUAUUGCAAACAUGAUCAAAGGUGUUGGGAAUGCCACCGCCUGUGUCCUGCACGAAGUCAUCUAUGUAACUGGUGGUCACUACGGCUACAGGGGAAGCUGCACCUAUGAUAAGAUCCAGAGAUACCAUUCGGGUAACAAUGAGUGGAGCAUCGUCACCACAAGUCCACAUCCAGAAUACGGACUGUGUUCAAUCACGUUACAAAACAAGAUCUAUUUUGUGGGUGGACAGACCACGAUCACAGACUGCUACGACCCAGAGCAGGACGAGUGGAAGCAGAUGGCUCACAUGUUAGAACGGAGAAUGGAGUGCGGCGCGGUGGUGAUGAACGGGUGCAUCUAUGUGACAGGAGGAUAUUCCUAUUCCAAAGGAACGUAUCUGCAGAGUAUUGAGAAAUACAACCCUGAACUAAACACGUGGGAAGCAGUAGGCAACCUUCCCAGUGCCAUGCGUUCACAUGGCUGCGUCUGUGUGUAUAAUGUGUAGGCAUGACAUUUUCAUAGUGCUGACAAAGGAAACAUGCAGUAUUCCUAAUGGUACUGAUUACCUCAUGAAUGAGAUGCCUAAUACAAUCUCCUAGUGCACAUUCAUUAAGGACUGUUCAAUUUGUUUUAAACAAUUCAGAAAGGUAAAUAAGGAAAAAAAAUAUUUUCAUAUGUUUUCUCUGUCAUGGAAACUUUCAAAUGACUCUAAUAAUACUUUCUGUAACUGUAUCUGACUGUGAAAAACAGAUUUAUUUUCACCAGU